Molecule: messenger RNA, 2277 nt
Organism: Galeopterus variegatus (Sunda flying lemur)
Lineage: Eukaryota; Metazoa; Chordata; Mammalia; Dermoptera; Cynocephalidae
Gene: UFM1
Product: ubiquitin-fold modifier 1
Exons: 6
Coding region: 76-333 (85 amino acids)
Biological process (GO): protein K69-linked ufmylation
Cellular component (GO): nucleus; cytoplasm
Source: RefSeq, a predicted model, not a curated record
GGCCGUCCCCAGCACCGCGGAGGAAGUGGGGCUUCCGGGCGGAGCUGGCGGUUGUCUGUGCAGGCCGGCUCCACCAUGUCGAAGGUUUCCUUUAAGAUCACGCUGACGUCGGACCCGCGACUGCCGUACAAAGUACUCAGUGUUCCUGAAAGUACACCUUUCACAGCAGUCUUAAAGUUUGCAGCAGAAGAAUUUAAAGUUCCUGCAGCAACAAGUGCAAUUAUUACCAAUGAUGGAAUAGGAAUAAAUCCUGCACAGACUGCUGGAAAUGUUUUUCUAAAGCAUGGUUCAGAACUGCGAAUUAUUCCUAGAGACCGUGUUGGAAGUUGUUAAUAUCUUCUACUUUGGAACAUUUGAUUACCUUUCAAAAUAAAUAUUGGUAUUUUUUGUUGUUGUUAUAAAAUUAUAAUCAACCGUUUAACAUACUAUGAAAACACCUAGAGUCAGUGAAAUAGUGACAGGUGACUCUUCUGUUCCUUCUUGUUCAGAUUCUUCAUGUGAAGGGUGAAUGUUUAUGAAUUGAGGGUACACCACCACAGAAGAUCAGUCUUUGAUUGCUACCUCACAACGCAAAUUGGUAGUUCAUUUGGAAUAAAUGGAUUAUCUGACUGUGUUUUGUAACUGGAGGAUGCUUUUGAUAAUUCUUUCUGAGAACAUUUGGAAAAUUAAAAUUUACUGAAUCUUACAUAUUUGUCUUUGAGUUAAAAAUUUAAAGGGAUUAUGGAUUGUGGAUGAGAGUUUGCUUGAUAGCAGCUGAUAUACAGGCUCAUAAGGAAUUUGAUUCUUAAUAUAUGUUUUAUGAUAAAAGCAAUAGACAUAUCAGUCUUAACCUUUUUUCAUGUGUUUUUUCAAGUUUCAAACUUUAUGUGCCAUAUAAAUUUCAAUUUAAUGUCAAAGAACCAAAAAUUGAGUUUUUUUAUCUAACUCUUUUGUGUAUAAAUUGAUGUUCCACACCAAAUAGUUUUAAUGGUGAUCUUGUAGAAUCCAGUGCUUGUAACGUGUGAAUUGACAAUACAGUAGAAGCAUCUUUUGCUGAGUUAUGCAUUCCUUUAUCGAUUUCUUUUAAUACAACUUUUAAAACAGGUAGCCUCAAGAAACCAUUGUCUUUUUGUAGAUAAUAUUUCUAAAUAGCAUUCAGGAAGAGAUUAUUGUUGCAAAGAAGAUCUGAAGUUCUCAAGAAAGCUCAAGGAAAUGCUGAUGAGUUAUGGAAGGCCCAACUUUUAAGGAUGUGCCAAGAUUCCAAGUGAAUAAGAAGCCAGAAAGGAAAGAUGGGGACUGGGCUUCUGAUAAAGAGGAAAGCAACACAGGACAAGAGCAAAGGGUAAUAGAAAGCUGUAGUGAAGUGUCACAGAAAAACCCAUCUGGAUGGACAAAACUACAGAGGAUAUAUUGGAGAAAACUGAAAGGGAAAACCAAAUACUACGUAGUCAUAAGUAGCAGAAGGCAAUUAGAGAAAGCAAAGUAUAGGCCUUGUCAACAUACAGAUUUCAAAAUGCCCCCCAUGAUAAUCCAAAUACUGAUAUGCGUAAGAAAAAAUUUUAUGUGCCCUUCCAGAGGAAAUCAGUAUCUGUGCAAAUCUUGAAAGAUGAAGUGAAAGCUCAUCGUGAUUCAGAAUCAGUGCUUCUCCUGCUGUAUUCUAAAUGGUGAGCUCUCUGGAGGCAGGGAGUGUGUCUGUUGAGUUCUUUCUACAGCCAGAAAUAUAAAAGGCCUUCAAUAAAUAUUUGCUAAAUUACUCAUGAAUAAAGUCUCUCUAAGGCCAAUUUUUAUUUUAGGAUGUUUCAGUAGCUUCCCUCUUUUAGGCCCUAGGUGCAUAAAUGAAUGCAAGAUUCUGAAUUAUCAAAGGAAAAAAAUCUUUGCUGAGGUGGAGAUGUAUACUGCUGAUGUUUGAAGAUGUUUUUAUUUUCAUAAAGAAAAUAUGCUCAGAGGCCUGUAUUAUAAAAUUAAGCCUCAAUCAGAAAUUUGUGAAUACUCAUUCUCUGAAUUUUUGGUUUAAUUUAGAUUUUCCUCUAUUCUGUUUCUAGCACAAAAAUCUGCCUGUUGUGUUGCAUAAAUACAUUUAUGGUGUCCUGUGCCAUAAAGUGAUUUAUUUAAUGUAUUUGUUCUUUAGUUUUGCAAAUUAUAUUGUAGUAAGUUCUCCAAAACAUUUUACUAAACUAGACAUUUUAUUAUUAAAUGUGAUCUGUAAGUUCUUUGUGCAGAAUGUUUUGAAAUAUUUAAAUGUGUUAUUGAUCCAAAAUUAAUAUCUUAUGAAAAUACAUUUUGUUAUACUGUAAACCA